AUGAGGAAAUCCUGGUUCGAAUUGACGCACUAUUAUUACCUACCUCCUCAUCUUCCUGACGAGGGUGGCGGUUUUGCAAAUGGUCAAAUGUGCUUAGGGCAUAUCGUUAAGGAUUUCAAGCCCUUUGAAUGUUCGGAAGAGCCCAUCAACCAGAGUAAAGAAGGCAUUAUGUUCGCACCAGCUGUCACAAUUAAUCAUACUACAUGGAAGGAGGUGGAAGGUAAACAGUCAGCGCCAAUAGGAGCCGGGGUUUCAAUUCUCGCUGCACAUCAGACUAAAUUUGCUUGUGGGAAUCCCGAGGAGAAUUGCAAAGAGGGUGCCACCUUUGAUCGAUACACCUUUGAACCAGAUCGAGAGUUCAUAAGCAGAAUCCUUGAAGAUGAGAAGGUGGCCGCGCAUAUUAAACGGACUAAAGGCGUUCAGCUGCUGGGAUUUGGCGGCCGAUGGAGCGUUUACAUGGUUACAGGGAUUACUGUUGCCAGGGACGCCAAACUACGAAUAGAAUUGUAA
Molecule: messenger RNA, 510 nt
Organism: Trichoderma virens Gv29-8
Lineage: Eukaryota; Fungi; Ascomycota; Sordariomycetes; Hypocreales; Hypocreaceae
Exons: 1
Coding region: 1-510 (169 amino acids)
Source: RefSeq, a predicted model, not a curated record